CAUAAUAGAUGCUUGGAAGGCCUAGCGGUAUCCCGUCAACGAUACAAUAUACCCGUGACACUCAUUCAACUGAAUGCAGUAGUUGGUGUAUUAAGUCCGCACACAUAUCAAUGGGCGAAUUAUAAACAGUAUAGGACAUUCCCAUUACAACAUAAAGCGAUUUGAUUGCGACGUGCUGCUGUAUAUAAACCAAUGAUGUCAUGAUUCCCGCUGCAGGACGGUACCGGAUUAUCAUACCAAACACUCGAAAGUCUCACCGGCCGGAGCAUACAGAAACAGCGGAGAGAAUACGAGAGCAGGGACCAAACACGAAAAUCAAUUAAGCGUUCAAGGUGGAUUAUAAGGCCGUGUGCUUCGAAGAACCGGCCAUCAUUUUGUUAUUUAGUUAUACAACGAACGAAUAAUUAUUGACAAUUGGAAGUUCUGCCUGGAACACGUUAGCUGUGCGUUCUAAUGACCCAUAUCGUGCAAUGUUUACAGUGUCUAUAUUUUGUACAAGGAUCCCCGCCCAAUAGUUAGGCAGCGACAUUGUAAGGGAACUGUCCUCGGCCUUAUGUCUAGAGGAACUCUACAUGAGGGAGAUUAUAGACGACAUAUCUGGAUGUAAGCAAACACGCGCUUCAAUCUCACCUGCAGUAUUGUUAUAUAUCAUAUCAGUUUUUUGUCAAUGGAAUCUUAGCUUGUAUCUUAUUAGAGUUUGUGUAAGAGUUUUACUGAAGUGUGCAUUAGUGGCUUAUCAUUGAAGUGCAACACAAGACGUGUUAAUAUCCACUACAACCUCGGGCAUUGAAGGACAUGGCGGUGGCGAUAGAGGCUACCAGAAUACCCCUAAAGAAGUGUUUAUAUCAGUAACAACUUAACAUAUCAUUUCAAAAAUAAAUAGCAAGAUGGCGCUGGAAUUAGACUCGGACGACAGUGACGUCGGGGAGGGGGGGCGUCGUGGGGACUGCAACAAGUACAAGGUUCGUUCUCAGAUCAACGAGGGCUACAAUACCUCACCGAAAAAACGGGACAUCAUAGAUACAUUCUUCACCUAUGUCAAUCGGGAUUUACUCAUAUGUAAACUCUUCUAUUUUUUCUUUUUCGCUGCUUUUGGAUCAUUGUUCCCCCUCCUAGCCAUCUACUUCAAACAACUAGGAAUGAAUCCUACCCAGAGCGGUAUUUUGAUUGGAUUCAGACCAUUUGUAGAAUUUUGCAGCGCCCCCUUCUGGGGAAGUUUGGCAGAUAAAUAUAAAAAGGGUAAACACUUAAUGCUGUUUUCCCUGUUCUGUUGGAUCGUGUUCACAUUGUCGAUUGCGUUCGUCAAACCCCCGCCUCAUCACUGUGUUGAAACUAAUAUCACAUACAAGCUCCAGAGUCCGCCAGGUUACGUGUCCCGUGACAGCGUGUUGCGGGGCAGACGUAGCGUGUUGCUGGGGCGGAAGGUCAGGGAAGAACCGUUCCCAGCGCUGCCAAAGAUACGGAAUGAUUUGGAUAAAAGGAUAGACAUGAUGAAUAAAAGUGAAGGUGUUCCAUACAAUGUGCCUGGAAAAGUUCCCUCAGGAAGCAAAAAACCAUCAGAUGAGUAUGUGAAAUUCCAACCCUUAACAGCAAAGCCAGCAGUCAAAACGACGAUACAGGUAAAACCCACCCAAAAGACGCAGCUAUCGCAUGCAAUUCCCUCAACUGCUACGAUGCCACACGAGGCCACCAUAACUAAGCCUGGGGCAUCGGACAGCCCAAAGGGAAGCUAUAUCAAACCGAAGUACAGCACCAUAUACUACGAGAAACAUUCUGUUCAGGAUGUGUUCUUCACACUCUUGCUGCUUGUGGUUAUUGGCGAGUUCUUUAGUGCCCCAGCUAUUACUUUUGCAGACUCGGUUACGCUUACCUAUCUGGGUGACGAUACCGAUAAUUAUGGCAGGCAAAGGAUGUUCGGGUCUCUCGGAUGGGGCUUCUCUAUGUUUUUUGUCGGCUUAGCAUUAGAUCAGUCGACGACGUUUCCAAAUCACCCAUGUGGGUUACAACACCAGGCAGAAAAGGACUACACGAUAUGUUUCGCCGUCUUUUCUGUGCUCAUGUCCUGUGCCUUAUUCACAGCAACCCAAUUGAAAUUCGACCAUCGGCAUGGCGGCGGGAAGGACUUCCAACUCGUGGAGUUUGUGGAAAAGGUCAAGGAUAGAGUUAUGGAAACGAUCACUGGAAAGCGUCCCCUAGACAGAGGAAGUCUGUUCCGCGACGAAGAAGAUGAUGACAUCGACUAUCUCGAAUCGAAGGCAACGAUGCAAAAACAAAUGGAGACGGGUAACGCCAUCAAUUCUUGUACGGAGGAAGACCCAAAUAAAUUACAACAGCCGAAUGGAAACGGCAAAAAUAUUCAAAUAUCACUAGAAACUCGUCAGGAUAUGGUGUCCGACGUCACUAAGAAACCAGUGAGCAUCACAGGACAGGAGGAAGAUGAUGACGAGCCGUUUUUGGGAAGAUGGAUUGCUGUCAUGCGAUUGCUAGCCACGUACAAAUACAUAACCGUUCUGUUUGUGUCCUGGUUCAUGGGGUUCGGGAUAGGCCUAAUUUUUACCUUCCUCUUCUGGCACCUCCAAGACCUGGGAGGCAGUCCUACUCUUUUCGGGGUCGCCUCGGUCUGCAACCAUAUAUCAGAACUGCUGGCCUAUUUUCUAAGCCGUAAGCUCAUCUCGCGUAUGGGACACAUACGGGUUAUGUAUGCAGGGCUACUCGGCAACGUUGUUCGAUUUAUGUACAUAUCCUGGCUAAAAAGUCCAUGGUGGGUCCUUCCGUUCGAGUUCGUCCAAGGUUUGACCCACGCGGCAGUAUGGGCAGCAUGCUGUUCCUACAUAACACAAGCCAUACCCACGGGACUGCGCUCUUCCGCCCAAGGCAUCCUCCAGGGACUACAUCACGGCCUCGGACGCGGAUGUGGGGCGGUGUUCGGUGGCAUAAUGGUCUACAGCUACGGAGCGGAAGUGACGUUCCGAGCAUACGGUGUUACUUGUUUGAUAUUGCUGAUCCUGUACAUUGUCAUGAACUUUUUCAUCGUGGAUCAUGGCAAAUUUUCGUUUGGAAGUCACGAAAAGCACGAAAUUCUCGAGGAGGAGGACAACAUUUGUCACCUGGCGCCACACGGUGUUCCUUCUGGCAUGGCACGUGACCUCUCUAGCAACAAGCUCCGGGAAGAAGGUAUGACCAACUAUGGAGCCACAAGCUACGUACCUAACGGACCCGGGGAUGAUUUCUACCCGGAUAACUUUGACAAUGAUACACAAAAGAUAACGACAAACGAGCCCCCAGCCAUGGCCACACAAGUCUACCAGCAGCAGCCAUAUAAUACUUACGACCAACGCUAUGGGCCAUAGAUUCAAAACAACACCUUAGACCAAUGCUGUGGACAAAAGAUGGAACUCAACACCUUCGACCAACUAUACGCGCCACAGACUGAACAGAAGAACUCACGACUAACGGUACAGACCAUUGAUGUAACAACUUGACACCUUUAACUAGCGAAAACGACCAUGGAGUCAAUAGAAUAAAAAGUUCGACCAGUCAUACGGACCCCAAUUUCAAUACAAUAACACUUCAAACCAACGAUAUGUUGAACAUUCAAUCUAACCAAUCAAGUAUACGGACCAUAUUUAACUAUAGCUCUCGUCCGACUCAAAUUACGGACCAAUAUAUAAAACCCUUCAUGUGAUUUGACCAAUGGAACGGACCUUAUAUCAACCUUUACACAUCCAACCUACGGAAUAGACCACCUAUCUCGUUUGACUUCAAGACAUAUAUAUAUAUCGUUUAUAUAUCGCAUUUAAGGAAGAAGAUAAUGAAACAGUUACUAACGUACGUAUACGCAGUCCUUCUCAUCGUAAAUACAAGUUGGUUCGAAACUGCACUGCUACAUACUGGUGUUAUAAUAACCUGACAGUGAGCAUGUACAACAAAAGCAGUGAAAUGUUCAUCGCGAGACAUCCCUUAAUGUAUCGUGUUAGUCCUGUGGGACAAACAUGCUAUUUUGUAGUCAACAAAUAACCAUCUGAUGUAUUUAUUAUGACACAAACAUACAUCGCAGUUAGUUGUCACAUGAUGCAUUCGUUUUUGCAAAUUGAUAACCGUAGAAAUAUCAUUCAACGAAACAAUGAGGAAAGGAAUCAUUAAAGCCCGGCCACUACAGCAUACAUUGAAGGGCAGGUUAUUAUGCUCCGUUCGUUUUUCCCCGUUCAAUCAUUACGUAGUUUACAUAAGAAUUAGACGCUGAUAUCAUACUCUCCUGAUGCUUUCAGAUUAUACAUCGCUUGUCAAUAUUUUUCCUAUGUAUAAGCCAAACAUCUCAUCCUGUAAAAAAUAUCAAUUUAGCAGAAUUAUCAAAUACACAUUAGUUUGUCUCUACGGAAAUCGUUUAAUGAUCGAUAUUUCUUCAUGGUACUUGUUCAUUGAUGUAGUUCCUGAAAGGAUUAGUCCUAAAGCGUUCUUUUACAUACCGUGUAUGUCGUAUUAUGUCUGUUUUAGAUGUCAAUUAAAUUAUAAAUAGAUAUGAGUUUCGUGUGGAGUAUGGACAUGCUACGAAAAUCGUAUAAAAACAUCCUACAUGUAUAGCAUAACUGCUAAAUUUAAUGUAGAAUACUAUCACGAUAAUCGAUUUCAUACACAUGCACGUGUUAGCUGAGAAAUAAAAGAUCACAUUGAGAUGAGAAAAAGGAUAAACUUGAAAAAUAUGAAGAAGGAGCAAAUUUGGAUUUGAUCAUUUUUAACGGUGCUAACGUCAGCAAAAUUCAUAUAUUUAUGACCUGGCCGUUUGUCGUGACAAAAGUUUUGUAACCGGAAUAUCUUUCAAACCCCAUAAAUCUUUGAUCCGACGCUGUAAUCGUUAAGUCGUAAGUAAGUGUCUAACAUAGACAUGUGAUACAUCAUACCUAUACAUGGCUUUAUGUGCUUUGUCGGUGCGUCAGUUAUGGAUGAGUCCGAUCACACGUCAUCUAGAUCUUACUUUAUCAAGCUACUGUUACACGUCCCAGUCUGUAUUAUGUAGAUGACCAUCAACGAACACACUGGUGAUUUAACAAUGCUCUUUCAUCUGGUGUCUACUUGUCACGAUCAAUCAGGCAAAAUCUCAGUAAAAAAAAGAACGAAAAGUAGUAAGUUUCAUGGAGUUGAUAUACUAACGACUGUUCUUAUUUGUUGUCAAUAUAAGUAGAAAACUGUAAUCUUAUGUAGUAGACAGCAACACUUAACAUCAGGAAACCAUUUACGCACGUUUAUAGGAAUCUUGAUGUAAAAGGCAGGAGAACACAGUAAGUGGUCACACUGACAGUGCUGAAUGUGUUAAGCCCCUUUAUUGUACACAUGUUUUCAUUACAGGGACGACUAAUAUAAAGUGUCACAGAGUUAUGCCCCUUUACAUGUUUAAAUAUGUGUGUAGUUGUAGAGUCUGUAUGGUAAGUGACGAGUUGAUGUACAUGUUGUAAAGGAAACAGACAGGUAGACGUAUUAUGUAUGUGAUAUCGUUUAAUAAAUAAAUUCUAAAUUAGCUACAAUACAUAUUUACCUAGUAUAACACAUGUAAAUGAUUCAAUAUGAAUCUUUAAUAUUAUAAUGAAUUUUGUAUUCAGUUUAUGUUACAUUGUUAAUUGUUUUAACUAUUGCUGUUGAAUGAAUUGUUGAGAACAAUGUACGUACUACCAGCAUCAUUAUUACUAGUGCUUCGUGGAUAUCAGUGGAACCAAUGGUAAUGUGUUUGCCUUUAUGGCAGUCUAGCGAGAGGCUUAACAUCAUUCCAUUAAUUUAUACAUUUACACAUAAUCGACUCUGCUUGUGCCAUAUUCCCAUUUUGAGGUGAUAUCAUCAACAACGUACUUUGUAUAUAUAUCAUGAAAUUUUAGCCAUGAUUCGUGAAUUACACUGGCAUCAAUGGAUUUUCAAGAAAGAAACAAUAAAUACAAUAUGAUGCAGAUCGCAAGCUAUGUCAUUGCAAAGGCUGUGUCAUUGAUUGGUUCAACAUUAUCCAUAAAAAUUCAUGUAGCGUUUCUAAAUAUUCCCUCUUGUAGUGAUUUGAAUAGAACUCGUAUAGCGUAUAGACUAAUUAGAAGUGUACUGUUUUGUGAUGAUAUCUCUCUGUUACAAUAGAUAGAGCUGUCACGAAGCUUCACAUCGUAAUACUUCCAACAGGAUUGUUACUUGCUGCUUGACAUUCAGUGACAUUCCAGGAGAGCGCCAGUCAUUCAGAUACUUUCAGGUUAUUUCAAUUAGCGAGUACAAAAAUGCUUUAUAGCGUAUACCGGUGUACUUGUUUAGACAAUACAUUUAUUAGUAUACACAAUUCGGAUAUUCUGUAUAUUGUUAAGUGAUUGUUAUCAAAUAAAUGUUGAGGUACAUACCGAAGUGUAUGAGACAAUAAAUGCACAAGUGAGCUAAGCAUCAUGCGGAUAUUGUUUACGAUACUAAGUGAGUGUUAACGUUUAGUUACACACCGAAGUGAACCAGACAGUAAGUGCAGUGGGAAGCUGAGCAUCACGCGGAUAUUGUUUACGAUACUAAGUGAGUGUUAACUUUUAGUUACACACCGAAGUGAACCAGACAGUAAGUGCAGUGGGAAGCUGAUCAUCACGCGGAUAGUGUUUACAAUAUUAAGUGAAUGGUAUAGAACUAUUGUUUGAGUGCAUUAUGGGAUGGAACAGUACAUUAGUGAAUAUCAUGUGGAAAUCGUUGAUAGUUCAUUGUUAUCUAAGUGAUAUAGUAGUUCGUGCAGAGGCGUUUGAAAGUAGGCAACACAAGCAUUUUAAACAUCUUGCGAAUAUUGAUUAUAAUUUCUUGUGAUUGUUAUUAAACUACGAUGACGUAUAUACCGAGGUGAUCGAGACAAUAAAAGCACAAGUAAGCAUAACGUGGACAUUGUUAAUAGUGGUGAGUGAUUGUUCUGUGCAGCAUUUGAGUACAUGCCGAGGACGAGAGUCUAGACAAUACAUUUACUAGCCUAUACCAUGCGGCUAUUUAUCUGUUUUAUCCAAUAUUCCGUAUAGUGUGUAGUGAGUAUUACAUAUAUAUCGAAUUAUAUAGACUAGGGUACCUUUCACUUGAGCAUUAACUUUGUACAAAGUGGUACAUACCACGUGGAGACCUUCCGUGUCCCCGAUAUCAUAUACUUGUAGUAAAUGUUAAUACAGUUAGUAGCUGUGUUUUGUGAUAAAACGGUUAUUGUUGUUGUUUUAUUCUGAAACAUAUAGUGUUGGAACCACCAAAUGCAAUUCUGUAGAAAUAAAAUGAAAAUAAAUUGCAAUCUAGA
Mizuhopecten yessoensis (Yesso scallop) is the source of this 7264-nucleotide messenger RNA. RefSeq names its product major facilitator superfamily domain-containing protein 6-like. The transcript has 8 exons. Lineage: Eukaryota; Metazoa; Mollusca; Bivalvia; Pectinida; Pectinidae. Bases 888 to 3350 code for a protein of 820 amino acids. Gene Ontology annotation, cellular component: membrane. The record is from RefSeq and is a predicted model, not a curated record.